UUCAGGAAUCCAGUACCAUAGCCAGGAAAUAACAAAACACACUCCCGAAUUUCCAGGCCUCCCAGGCCACGCCCUCGUUUCCUAGGUUACCGGUACCCGCCCCUGCGUCCAGGUUCGCUUCCGGGAGGCGGGGCUCACACGUUCCCUGCGCGUGACGUAAGUGCGCUGCCCUAUAAAUACGUGCCGCGCCGCCGGCGCUUCCUCUUGGAUCACCACCUGGACUUCAACAUGGCGCCUCAGAAGGACAAGAAGCCUAAGAGGGCAACCUGGAAAUUUAAUUUGGAUCUUACUCAUCCUGUAGAAGAUGGAAUUUUUGAUUCUGGAAAUUUUGAACAGUUUCUACGGGAGAAGGUUAAAGUCAAUGGAAAAACGGGAAAUCUCGGGAAUGUAGUUCACAUUGAACGCUUCAAGAACAAAAUCACUGUUGUUUCUGAGAAACAGUUCUCUAAAAGGUAUUUAAAAUAUCUUACAAAGAAAUAUCUUAAGAAGAAUAAUCUCCGUGAUUGGCUUCGAGUAGUUGCAUCUGACAAGGAGACUUAUGAACUUCGCUACUUCCAAAUUAGUCAAGAUGAAGAUGGAUCUGAAUCUGAGGAUUAGAUGGAGUCUUCUCAUAUAAGGCUUAUUAUUAGUGUUUUAAAAUGAAAGCCAAAGAAAUAGAAAUGGACUUGUGGUUUGUUGGUGAAUAAAAGAUAUACUUGGAAUGUUAA
Molecule: messenger RNA, 707 nt
Organism: Suncus etruscus (white-toothed pygmy shrew)
Lineage: Eukaryota; Metazoa; Chordata; Mammalia; Eulipotyphla; Soricidae
Gene: RPL22L1
Product: ribosomal protein L22 like 1
Exons: 4
Coding region: 229-597 (122 amino acids)
Biological process (GO): cytoplasmic translation
Cellular component (GO): ribosome
Molecular function (GO): RNA binding; structural constituent of ribosome
Source: RefSeq, a predicted model, not a curated record